Messenger RNA from Chelonus insularis, 2552 nucleotides. RefSeq lists its product as uncharacterized. Lineage: Eukaryota; Metazoa; Arthropoda; Insecta; Hymenoptera; Braconidae. The coding region runs from base 268 to 1386 and encodes 372 amino acids. The transcript is spliced from 7 exons. The record is from RefSeq and is a predicted model, not a curated record.
GAAAAAACUUACAUAUCAAAUAUAUACAGUUAAUACAUGUUUAAUAUCAAAUAAGUUAAAGUUCAUUGUAAUACAAGUAAAAUUUACAUGCAAUUUCACUUACUUUGUACAAAAUAUCAAUUUUUGUAAAAUUCUUGUAAUUUUACUGAGUGUAAAGUAAAUGUGAUCAUAGAGGUUAUCAUUACAUUUAUAAAAUUAUUAUAUCAAUACGAAAUUGCAAUCGUAUGUUAAUAGCUACUGAUAUUGAAUUGAAACUGAUAAUUCAUCAUGGCAACUCCCACAAACACAAGCAAACCAGGAGUAAUAAUUUUAGGAGGGUGUGGAUUUAUUGGACGGAACCUUGCGGCUUACUUAAUCGAAAAUGAAUUGGUAUCUUUUGUGAGACUUGUUGAUAAAGUACCUCCACAAACAGCUUGGUUAAACAAAUAUCAUCGAGACAUAUUUGAAAAUUCACUGGUUGAAUUUAAAAGUGCUAAUUUAAUAAAUCCUGUAUCUUGUCAAAAUGCAUUUAAUUGCAAUCAUGCAAUUGAUUUUGUAUUCAAUUGUGCGGGUGAAACGAAGAGCUGUCAAACAGAUCCCGUAUACCGAGAAGGUAUUUAUAAAUUGAGUAUGAACUGUGCGCAAAAUGCUGCAAAAAUUGGAGUAAAACGAUAUAUUGAAAUAUCAUCGGGUAAUAUGUAUUCGUCUGAAAAAUUACCUCACAAAGAAGAUGAUCCAACAGAUCCAUGGACAUUUAUUGCAAAACAUAAACUGCAAGUGGAAAAUGAUCUCAAAAACAUUUCGAAUCUUAAAUAUACUAUUCUUCGUCCAGCAAUAGUAUAUGGAAUUGGUGAUAAAAACGGUUUAGCUCCACGUCUUGUGAUUGGUGCUGUUUACAAACAUUUAGGCGAAAUGAUGAAAUUAUUGUGGGGUCCAAAUCUUCAUAUGAACACAGUUCAUGUGAUGGAUGUUGUUCGAGCAAUGUGGCAUGUAACAAAUAGAGAUGAUACUAUCGGUCAAAUAUACAAUGUGGUUGAUGAAAGUGAUUCAACACAAGGCUCUAUAAGUGCUGUAGUUUCAGAAUUAUUUAAUAUUAAUCAUGAUUACUGGGGAAAUACUCUCUCUACUUUUGCAAAGACUGACAUGAAUGCAGUGGUAGAAGAGGUAAAUGACAAGCACAUGGCACCGUGGGCUGAAGCAUGUAGCAAAGAUGGCAUUGAAAAUAGUCCACUAUCACCUUAUAUUGAUCAAGAAUUGUUGUAUAAUAAACACCUAUAUCUACAUCCAAAUAAAUUGAUCAGUACCGAAUUUUCCUACAGUUAUCCUAAAUUAACAAAACAAGCUUUAAAAGAGAUGUUAGAUGAUUAUGUAACAAUGAAGAUAUUUCCACAUUCUUUAGUUCUUUGAAAAGUUAUUAAAACAAUUAUCUAAAAAUAUUCCAACUUGAAAACUGUUAUAAGAUAAAAAUAUCACUUUGUGCCUAUGUAGUAAAGGUAAUAUUAAUAAGUCAAAAUACUGAUAAAAGACUUUAUGACAUCGAAAGUAAUGACACUUACAUUUCUUAGUCUAUCAUAAUAAUGUGAUAUCUACAAACACGUUUGUACUUAAAUAUAUACAUUAUUUUUUUCAUUUUAAUAACUACACUAAUAAAUGAGGAAUGAACAUUAAUUGAAUAUAAAACUAUUUAUGCAUUAUUUUAACAAGUUUUUAAUUUGCAUAUUGUGAUGGCUGAAGUUCCAAAAAAGAUGCUUAUUAAAUUAUUAUUAUAAAAAUAUAUUUGGUACUUGUCGCGAGUUCAAGUAAUUUUAUUCCAGUGUAUAAAUUUUUUUAAAUUAUUAUAUUAAAACAUCAUUUGGCGCCGUUUGAAAUACUAAAUCUACGUUAAAUACUAAACUCCGAAAACUAACGUGCAGAAAGUAAUUAAUACAAUUAGUAUUAUGAAAUGUGAGUUUUGAAAAAUUCUUAAUAAUAUCUUAUUAUAUGGUGUAUGUACAAAAAUUACAUAUAAUAAGUCGAUUCGGAUGGUUUAGAUCUUUGUGAUAAAUUACUUCAUAAAAUUAUGAUCCUCGUAAUUUUCGAUAUAAUAAUUGAGUUAUGUUUUAAAAUUGUGAAAUGUAAUUUUUGACUUUCUCAGAAAAAAAUAGCCAGUUUUAUUAUUGAUAAACAAUGUCUCUAUGUAAAAUUUGGAAGCUAGUAUUAAAAAUUUUUUAAUUAAUUCAAUUAAGAUGAUGAAUCGAAGAAAAAUAAAAUGAAUUCACAUUUGUUCUGUCACGUUACAAUACAAUAUAACUAUUCAUUUUUAAUGUCAAACGGUACAAAAAUGUCGUUAAUAAAUAAGAUGAGAAAUCGAAAAUUUUUAAGUAAAAUUUAUAUAGUAUAAUUAUAUUGCCGAAUUCGACUUCCUUGGACUCUAAAGUUAGCCAGACUGUAAUCCAUCUAAUUUGUUGUAGUAAGACAAUAUUUUUUACAUGCAUUAUUUUUUAUACUCAUUUUUUUCUUAAAAAUUACAUUAUUAAAUGUAAUCAAUUGAAUAUAAUUUUCUAAAUAUACAUUAUAUGUAUAUUCUUUCAAGA